Molecule: messenger RNA, 153 nt
Organism: Maudiozyma barnettii
Lineage: Eukaryota; Fungi; Ascomycota; Saccharomycetes; Saccharomycetales; Saccharomycetaceae
Gene: TOM5
Product: Tom5p
Exons: 1
Coding region: 1-153 (50 amino acids)
Cellular component (GO): mitochondrial outer membrane; mitochondrial outer membrane translocase complex
Molecular function (GO): transmembrane protein transporter activity
Source: RefSeq, a predicted model, not a curated record
AUGUUUGGUAUGCCACAACAAGAAGUCUCUGAAGAAGAGAAGAAACAACACCAAGAACAAACUAAUCUGACCGUUAGAAAUGCUGUGAUCGCUUCAGCUGUAUUAUGGAUUUCUCCUAUCGUUUGGAAUUUCGUUAAGAAGCAAUGGAAAUGA